UUUCGGUGCCUGCAAAUUUGCUUUUUCCUCCUGGAGAUUACAGGGUGGCCAGCCAGCUGGCUGUUUGCAUCCCCCGACUGGCAUGGUUCCGGGCAUUCGUCUGGAGCGGUAAUUGUGCCAGGAGUAAAUUCUGCAUCUGUGGGUCGGUUCUGCACGUCUAGCCUGCUCGGCCGUCCAAAGCGGAGGCAGGGUACCAAAGCGAUCCGAGAUGCGUGUGGCUUCGCUCCGAGGCGAAUAAACUUUUCCCCUGGGGACGAGGAAGGAAGGAGCAUUGUGUAAAAAUCCGCUUUCCUCCUCGCUUCUCUCUCUUUCUCAUCAUCCCACCGAGAAGGAAGAUGUCCAACAAGGCCAAGAUACGAUGCUGGAGCUGGUUCAUUUUGGCAGCGCUGCUGUGCCAGGAGUUCUCUCGUUUCCGAGUGGCCGUGGCGAAGAAGGAGCGGAAGAAGCCCAAGGAGCCCAGCCAGUACACGGAAGCCCUCAACACGACUCUCUCGAACAGUGAAGAGCUCAAUGGGCACUCCAAGAUGCUCGAGUCCCCCGACCCGCGCAUGACCGACCCGCGCCGGACAUGGAUCUCCUUUGUGCAGCGUCCCGGCGACGGCGGCGGCUCCAAAAAGCGAUGCAAGGGGAAAGAUAAGAAAUUUCGUGGCCUCGUCGGCCCUCCAGGCCCCCCGGGCCCCCCCGGCCCUCCAGGGGCCCCUGGCGCAGAAGUCACCCAAGAAAUCUUACUGCAGGAGUUCAAGGAGAUGUUAAAAGAAGCCACCGAACGGCGCGCUCUCCCUGCUUCGGCAGCCCAGCCCAGCGAGGUGCCCCCUCUGCUCUUCCCCCUGGAGGAGCUGCCCCCCGACCGGCGGGCCGAGGAGACGCCCCCCUACAAGCGGGUGGAGGAGGCCUUCCACUGCAAGCUCAAGGGGCAGAUUGUGGUGGACAAGAAGACGCUGAUGGAGCUCCAGAACUUCCAGAUGCCCUUGGCCAAAGGAGCCUUCCUCCGAGGGUCCGGGUUAAACCUCACGACGGGGAGAUUCACCGCUUCCAUAUCUGGCAUCUACCAGUUUUCGGCCAACGUCCACAUUGACCACAGUGAGCUGAAGAGUAAACUGCAGCUUCGAGCGAGAGACACCGUUCGAGUGUUGAUCUGCAUCGAAUCUCUCUGUCAUCGAUACACGUCUCUGGAAGUGAUCACCGGCUUGGAGAGCAACAGUAAGAUCUUCACGGUUUAUGUCCACGGAUUGCUGCAGCUGCAGGCUGGACAAUACACCUCAAUAUUUGUGGACAACAGCGCUGGUGCGCCUGUCACCAUUCAGAACGGUUCGGAUUUCAUGGGGAUGUUUGUGGGAAUCUAAUCCCAGAGAAUCUGGGGGCAGGAUGGUGGGGGAAGGCGGCCAUCCGAAGACUGACCCACGUUCGGAUCUGGACAAGACCUUUGGCAGCCAGGAGCUGAAUGGCGCAAACCGGGUUUUCGGCACUCCAAGGGGAAAAAUGGAGGGGAAGGGACACUUGGGCCUCGGAAUCCAAAUCCAAGCAUCCAAGUUCAUUGCAGAAUUGUAGGACGUAUUCAGAGCCUGGGCUCUGGACUCUGCUCUGACCCCCUGAAACUGGCUCGCUCUGGGGGCAGGGGGAAGUUCCGGAGAAAAUGGGAAUCGUGGGCAUUGAAGGGUUCAGCGGUGGAACACGUGCGCCAGCAAAAAGCCCCAAGCUUAACCCCCGACUUUCUAACAAAUCCACAACACUGCGGUCAUCGGAGUUCUCCAGAUUCCUCCUCAAAGCUCCUUCCAGCUGAAGCCCAAACUGAGCUUCGUCUUUCUUUCUGCGGCAGGAAAAUGCAUCUCACAUAUUUGUGUCUGCAAAUGCCAGAAGCGACACAUCAAUCGCGCACAUCUUCGAAAUGUGCCUCUUCCUCCCUCCGUGACAUCGUCCAAAAGCACGCAUUUUUCCCACGUGUGGUUUUCAUGCGUGCUCACGUGUCAAACGCCUUUUUUGAGGGCACAAAUUGCACCCCGAGCUCCGAAAGUACCUGCGGCUGCACCAAUCUGGGCUUGCUCUGAAAGGUGAAAGCAAGAACUGCAAGGAAUUUUAAGCACACCUAAGAGCAGAAAGCACCAGAAUUUUUCCUCCAGCCAUUUCCAGUGUGUGACGUUUCGCUUCUGCCAACACCCACUUUGGUUCUGGGUUUCAAACAUGGCUUUUCCAUGCAAGAUGCUACUUUUUGUUAAUUCGUCUGGAACAGAGAGUGUGUCAGGCUGCUCUUCGGAGAUCUCCGUUCCACUCCCCGCUCAGCCAGGAGGCUCAAGGGGACGGGAACUGACCUUCAGCUCAACUGACCUCACAGGGUUGCUGCGAGCCAGUGUGGCACAGGGGUUAGAGGGUUAGAAUGAGCCCUGAGAGGCCUGGCUUGUCCCCACCUGGCCACAAAGCUCAGCUGAGUGACUUUGGACCAGUGCUCCCAGCUUUUCCUACCUUAGGGGGUUGUUGUGAGGAUCAAAUGGAGCCUGGAAGGUCCAUCUCAAGCCCCUUCGGUACCUCGAAGAGAGGAAUACUGUAGGAUAAAGAAGCAACACAAUAAAUGAGAGAGACCAGCUUGCUCCCUGGGCUCCAGAGAGGGGGUCUGUCUUAGCCCUGCCCGGAGAUGCUAGGAAUUGAACCCAGAACCCCUUUGCAAGGCGGGGACUCUGCCACGGAGCUAUGGGGCUGCUCCACGCAUCAAAUAAAGGUGCAAGUGAUACCCACAGCAAAAUUCUCCCCACAUGUUGUUGCAGAAGUGAGUUUUGCCUCUCCAUCGGUUCCUGGACUGGAAUCGCUGUGGGAGUCCCUUGUAAGCCCCGACUGGCACAAGAUUACUGAAUGAAAUGGCUGCAAAACUGCCAUUCAAGCCAGCUAAGGAAUGCUGACGGAAAGGGGCCAGAUCCCCGUCGAUUUCGGAAAAGGGAGUGCCGUUUCCCCCUCCCCACUCCCAGCCGCUGCAUCCCGGAUUCUGCUGACCUUCCGAACCCGCCUGCAAGAGAUCGGCAGCAGCCGCUUUGAACCUCGUUCACGGUGGCAGUCCGUGCAUGCGCAUUUGUAAAAAUAAUGUAAUGAUUAUUAUAACUGAAAGAAGGGUCUAUUAUUUAAAUUGUCCGCGCUUGGCCGCGAGCCGCCCGGACGAAGGCCAGUGAGCACCACGGCUGGAGUGCUUUGGACGGGUGCCGUGCCGAGCCGCUGCUUGUCAGGACGGGAGUGCCGCCCCGUGGUGUGGGGCAUGCGUGGGCAAGCGGGACGGAUGGGCCGAGCGGCGCAGGGAGCCGCAGGAGCAGCUGGCAAGGAGCGUCCGGCGUCUCGACUUUGGCGGGGCUGGAACUGAACGCCGCGGAGGUGCACGGAGUCGGAUCCAGACUUUGGUCGGGUGCCAGAGCGGUGCUCCUGGGGCGGGGAAAGCUGGCCAAAUGUCCUCCGACGGUUCCCGGGAGUUGCCCUGUGCAUUGCUAACGCAAGCGCCGGGCGGAAAGGCAGCCGUGGCUGAGAAAGUCCCACGGCCGCCGUCUCCGGGGAGGGUGGCCAUGGCCUGUGGUCGGAACAGGGAUCUGGCCGGCCGGCAAGUCGGCGGGGAGCUGUCCAGCCGAACCUGCAGCCGAUUUGGCAAGGGUUCGGAUGGGGCGCCCCCACCGAACGGCUGCACCGGCAACCGCCGGCCAGAAAUCCAGCCCAGCAAUGGCGGAACGAGGCUUCCUUCUGGAGCUUCCACGGGGCCCCGAUCCCAGGCAUGCGUUAGCGGCAGGGGUGCUCAGACUGUGACUCUUGGCUGUUCCUGGUACACCCCCCAAGGGCAAGAGGACUGCACCCACUUCGCGGCCCCCCAAUUGAGAAUGAGCGAGAGAGAGAGACAGUGUGGAGUAGUGGUGAGAGCACUGGACCGGGACCAGAGGAUCAAGGUUCUGGUCCCCGGUUGUCCAUGACGCUCCCUGAGGGACAAGGGGCCCCUUGCUGACACUCGACCUGAACUACCUCACAGGGUUGUUGUGAGGAGAAUAUGGGGGAGCGACAGAGGAUCCUGUACCUGCCCUGGGCUCCUUGGGGAGGA
Molecule: messenger RNA, 4054 nt
Organism: Varanus komodoensis (Komodo dragon)
Lineage: Eukaryota; Metazoa; Chordata; Lepidosauria; Squamata; Varanidae
Gene: C1QTNF12
Product: C1q and TNF related 12
Exons: 8
Coding region: 336-1343 (335 amino acids)
Molecular function (GO): hormone activity
Source: RefSeq, a predicted model, not a curated record